UAAUUUUGAUCGGCGCAGGUUUCUGCUACGGGAUUCUGUAAAAAAAUUUAUGGCUGGUGCAAAAUUUUAUAUAAAAUUUAAUUUUAUUUAUUAAAAAAUAAAGUAUUAAACAUUGCGAAAUACUAUUUAAUUAGUUUACAAUUAUUAUUAAGAAGUUACAAACGAAUUUGUGCAUAUAUGUGAAAGACGUGAAGAACAAAAUCUUUGCUUGAAUGAAUCUCAAAUGAGGAAAAAAUGAUUUUCAUUAACUUUUCAAUGAGAAUAUUCAAUAUCGAUUAAAUAUUUCAACUACCUACUAUAUGAUUUUGGCAAAUUGUUAAAAAGUGUUUUUCGUUCAAAUAUAAAACAAACACAAAAUGCUGGAAAAAUCAGAUCAUGUAGCACUUACUCUUACGACCGGUGGUGGUAUCGGUGGUACUGAAGAGUCACCGAUUGGUAAUACAAUUCUACCCAGUUCACGUAAAAGUUUAAGACGUUACUGGAAUCAACUACCUCGCUGUCAACGUAAUCUUAUUAUUUUAGGCAUAUCUGCCAUGUGUAUUACUUUACUUUUCCUACUGCCGUCCGAUCAAUUGGAUCUCAACAGUAAACAAUCUUUAACCGGCGGUGUCUUACCCUAUCAGGAUACCAAGGAUAAACUAUCGCUUGGCGCUUUAAUGCGCAACAAUUAUUCUAAUGAAGGUCAAGAGGCAGUAGCAGCCGCUGCUAAUAAUGAUAAUAAAAAUGUGUAUCCCUAUGCCGAUACAGAUAAUGCUCAAAAUAUACAAGAGCAAAAUGCAGCUCAACAAAAACGUGAACUACCACAAGCCGAUCAACAACAAGUCGAAGAUACUGUAAAUUUACCCCAAACACAAAGAAAUCAAAAUCAAUUAGCUCAAUCACAAAUUAGUGCUCAAAAUCUCGAUGAACCUAUUGGCAAAGUUAAAAUUCAAAAUAUUAUUAACAAUGAUUUGAGUGGCAAUACUCAGGAUGUAAAAACCAGUAACUUGCAAUCAAAUAAUGUCGAAGAUGAUCGUCAAACCAUAGAAUCAUCGAUACAGGAUCCGCUCAGCUUGCCCGGUACGAAUGGUGUAACAAUUGAAGAAUUUUUAGGACGUAUUGAUCUUAAACAUUUACCCAAAAAACAACAUUUUCAUGGAGCACGUAAUGAAAAACAAGAGGCAGUGGUAAAUGCUUUCAAGCACUCAUGGACUGGUUAUAAAAAAUACGCCUGGGGUCAUGAUAAUUUAAAACCCAUAUCGGAAUCUUCACAUGAUUGGUUUGGUUUAGGUUUAACACUGAUAGAUUCUUUGGAUACGAUGUACAUAAUGGGUCUAGAAGAUGAAUUUACUGAGGCCCGCAAUUGGGUUAGUGAAAAUUUAAAUUUUGAUGUUAAUCGUGAUGUGAAUUUAUUCGAAGUUACUAUACGUGUUUUGGGUGGCUUAUUAUCAGCCUAUCAUUUAAGUGCCGAUAAGGUUUUUCUACAAAAAUCGAUUGAACUAGGCAAUCGCUUGUUGCCUUGCUUUCUUUCGCCCUCCGGUAUUCCCUAUUCCGAUGUUAAUUUAGCUGCUUUAUCUGCUCAUGCACCCAAAUGGUCACCCGAUAGCUCAACUAGUGAAGUUACCACAAUUCAAUUGGAAUUUAGAGAUUUAAGUAGAAUAACUAAUGUUACUUUAUAUGAAAGUGUUGCUCAUCGUGUUAAUGAAAAAGUUCAUGCUUUGGAAAAGAACAACGGUUUAGUGCCGAUAUUUAUUAAUGCCAAUACCGGUACUUUUAGAAAUUAUGCCACAGUUUCUUUGGGUGCCAGAGGAGACUCCUACUAUGAGUAUUUAAUCAAGCAAUGGAUACAAACUGGUCAUAAGGAAAACGAUUUUUUGGUAACGGACUAUAUACGUGCCAUCGAUGGCGUCUUUUCACAACUACUACGACGAACACCCAAAGAAAAUCACGUCUACAUAGGAGAACUUAUCAAUGGCAAAGAGUUUAAACCCAAAAUGGAUCACUUAACCUGUUAUCUACCCGGAACAUUACUAUUGGGUCAUCACUAUGGCAUGCCAGAUUCUCAUUUGUUAUUGGCGCGUGAUCUAUUGGAAACCUGUUAUCAAACCUAUAUGAAACAGCCAACUCAGCUAGCACCAGAAAUCUCUUAUUUUGCUGUAGGCGAACACGAAGAAUUGGAUAUUUAUGUUAAGCCCAAUGAUGCCCACAAUCUACUAAGACCCGAAUUUGUAGAAAGUCUAUACUAUUUCUAUGCUUUGACCGGCAAUCGUACCUAUCAAGAAAUGGGUUGGAAUAUUUUCCAGGCCUUUGAAAAGUAUACCAAAGUUUCACAUGGCUACAGUUCGAUUGGUAAUGUUAAGAAUAUUUUCAAUACCAGACUGCGUGAUAUGAUGGAAAGUUUUUGGUUGGGUGAAACCCUUAAAUACUUUUAUUUACUCUUUAGUGAUAGUCCCAAAGAAAUUGAUUUAGAACAAUGGAUUUUUAAUACGGAAGCACAUCCUUUACCUAUAAGAAAAAACUAAAAGUACACUAACUACAUACAUACGCAAAAAAAGAGUCUGAAUUUCAAACGAAACAAAACAAAGGAAACUAAAAUUUUCGAUAUGUAAUUGUAAAUAUGCGUCUAAGUAAUUAAGUUAUUUUCUUUAUAAUUUUCAAUUAGUAAUUUUGUGUGUAAGUGUCGUGUCUGUGUACAAAAGUGCUGUGCAUAAGAAAAAAACAAAAUUUUAGUUCUUAUAUUAAUUAUAAUAAUUUAUUAAAAAAAAAACACUUUAAACAAAUUGCAACGAAACGUAAGUGUUAGUAAGAUAAAGUGAAAAAAUGAAGAUUUUUUUUUAGAAAUCUAAAAGUUUUUUCAAUAACUUUUUAAACCUAUUUCUUUAUUCUUCUUUAUUUUACGUUUCGUUGCUCUUACAAUUGUAAUUAUAGUAGAAAAUAGUGUCUGUAGUUGUGUAUUUUUUUUAGUAUAAACUAACUAUACUUUAAACAACAAGCAAGCGUUAAAGCCAAAUAGCUAAUGAUAUCAUAAAAUCUCACCAAUAAUUAUAUUUUUUCCUCUCUCUCUCUCUAAUUAAACUUAAUAUAAUUAUAGUAAAUAUACCAACAUAUUAUUAUAAAAACAAUUAAAACAAAUACGAAAACAUUACUAAAUUAGUUAAUAUUACAUAUUAUGAAUUUUAAGCAAUAUUUAUAUUCAAACUUAUUUAACAAUAUAUUUUAUUAUUAUUAUUAUUUUUUAAAUUAAUUUAUGAUAUUGCCAGAAUAUCUGAGUCUAUAUGCAUUUAAUGUAUUUUUGUUUAAAUAUUUUUUUCUUUUCAAUUACACACAACAACAAUUUUUAAUUGAAA
Molecule: messenger RNA, 3326 nt
Organism: Lucilia sericata (common green bottle fly)
Lineage: Eukaryota; Metazoa; Arthropoda; Insecta; Diptera; Calliphoridae
Gene: alpha-Man-Ib
Product: endoplasmic reticulum mannosyl-oligosaccharide 1,2-alpha-mannosidase
Exons: 7
Coding region: 357-2501 (714 amino acids)
Biological process (GO): N-glycan processing; carbohydrate metabolic process
Cellular component (GO): endoplasmic reticulum; membrane
Molecular function (GO): calcium ion binding; mannosyl-oligosaccharide 1,2-alpha-mannosidase activity
Source: RefSeq, a predicted model, not a curated record